AGGCCACUGGGGGACGACAGCAAGCGGCCGUUGUUCCAUCUCGGUCCGCUCCCUGUCCUCGCUAUAUCACUACUCGGCAGAUUUACGCCGGCAUGCACGAACUCCGUUCGGCAGAGAACCGCCUGGCGCGCCGGAACAUAUUAUCGGCCAAAGCAAACGCAGCAUCAAGGCUCCCAGACAAGUCUAAAGGUGUGAAAAAGCCAGGUGUCCACAAUGGGAUUGAUCUUUCACCACAGAACACAAGUGAGACCACGAAGAAUGCACAUGCCGGACGUGAUGCUGACCACCCAAUGUUGUCCCAGAGAAACUCACCCGGUCAUUCCAGCUCACCCGGAGACCAACCCGCUCCACAAACCUCGUGUGGCACAUAUCCGUGCCUUCCAGCGCACCCACCGCCUUCGUCUUAUGGGUGCGCCACGUAUUCUUCGUCGCCACGUAUUCUUCGUCGAUUUUAAUAUUAUAACUUUUUUAUAUUAUUUUGACUACACAACAUGCCUAAAUCUCCUGAAUUUAAUGAAUCCCGCUUGCUUGAAGCUAUCGCCACGGCUAAAGCACAAAAAAAACCAAAUUACGCGAAGAUUGCGCGUGAAUUUAAUGUCUCUUGUAGUACAUUAAAAACGCGCCUUCAAAAAGCGAAAGCACCAACUACACCAACCACGUCAAGUAAAAACCUUCUACAACCAUGGCAAGAGGAGGCCUUGAUCCAAUGGAUUGUACAGAUGCGGAAAUGGAACCUCCCACCUACGGCUUCAGUCAUCGCGGCUUGGGCAAACCAGGCGCUUGCUCGCGCGGGCCAUCCAGACAAGAAGGUUAGCAAGAUGUGGCCAUACCGAUUCGAAUCGCGCGUACCAGCACAUCUAGGGCUUGCUCCAGUGAAGCAAAGGACUAAGGAAUUAAGGAGGAUACAGGCUGAAGAUGCUGGCUUGCUUGAAUACUGGUACAACCAGCUGAAAUUGCUUCUUAAUGGGGUCCCUGCUCGUCUUGUAUACAACUUCGACGAAUGCGGCUUCCAACCAGGUCAAGGCCGUGCGCGAAAGGUCUUUGGAUCAAAGUCUUCCUGCCCUGACCUCGCAGAGAGCGAAAAAGGCGAAAAUAUUACAGCAGUUGAAUGUAUUAGCGCGGAUGGUUGGAUAAUGGCCCCAUUCUUUAUAUUUAAAGCUGCUGGCAGCUAUAUGGAGGCCUGGUACAACGGCAGUGAGGCGCUACCACUGGAUACAAUGACCGCGAUAUCCCCAAAUGGUUGGAUAUCUGAUGAGCUAGCGCUGGCCUGGCUAGUUCAAUUUGACCGCGCUACAAAGGAUCCCAAUCGUACGAAGCAAGGCGAGAAGCGGUAUCUAAUAUUUGACGGCCACGGCGCGCACCUUACGCUUGAAUUUCUACAAUAUUGCAAGGAUAGUGAUAUUAUUCCCUUUGGUUUCUUGCCUCAUAUAACACAUCUAUGUCAACCUCUUGAUGGCAAGCCCUUUCUUGCUUAUAAGCAGCAAUUCCGGCUCGCGAAUAAUGAAUUAUCCUUCUGGGGUGGUCAGCCAUAUGGGAAGGCAGAGUUCUUACAGAUCAUUCAACCAAUCCGCGAGAAGGCCUUUACACAGCGAAUUAUUCGAGAAUCCUUUAAAGAUCGUGGGAUCUGGCCGGUUAAUGGAGAACAAAUCGUCAAGCAGCUUGCCAACGAAGCAGAACUCCCAGAUAUAGCUCUCCCGGAAGGCCUCCGCGAGACUACACCACCACAAUUACUAUCUUCCAGCGUUGAAAACAGUCCUCCAGCAACAAUUGAAGCACUUACAAGGAACCAGGCGAAGAUUAUGCGCGAUCUAGACCUCCUCUCAGAGAAGACGAAGCGGAAUUUAACAAAGGUCUUUCACCACUAG
This is a messenger RNA of Aspergillus calidoustus, 1865 nucleotides long. The record is from the annotation of a GenBank genome assembly. Lineage: Eukaryota; Fungi; Ascomycota; Eurotiomycetes; Eurotiales; Aspergillaceae.